This is a messenger RNA of Condylura cristata (star-nosed mole), 4031 nucleotides long. It is a transcript of the gene EHHADH, whose product is annotated as enoyl-CoA, hydratase/3-hydroxyacyl CoA dehydrogenase. Bases 201 to 2372 code for a protein of 723 amino acids. Gene Ontology annotation, molecular function: (3S)-3-hydroxyacyl-CoA dehydrogenase (NAD+) activity; NAD+ binding. The record is from RefSeq and is a predicted model, not a curated record. The transcript is spliced from 7 exons. Gene Ontology annotation, cellular component: peroxisome. Lineage: Eukaryota; Metazoa; Chordata; Mammalia; Eulipotyphla; Talpidae. Gene Ontology annotation, biological process: fatty acid beta-oxidation.
AAAAAAAGAAGGGAAAACGUGUUUACAUUUGCGGGGCUGGAAGGAGGCGGACUGGCCGGGGAACCAACAGCAGGCUGGAGGCGGCGCCUGGACAGCAUUGGCCCAGAGCGCGCCACUCCUCGCCUGGACAGCCAGGCGCGUGUGGGAAGUGGCAGAGCCAGACCGCGGGAGGCAGAGACAAGCUCAGUUGCAGAGGAAACAUGGCCGAGUAUUCCCGGGUGCACAACUCCCUGGCGCUGAUCCGCCUCCGAAACCCACCGGUCAACGCGAUCAGUACUGCUGUACUGCAAGGAAUCAAAGAGGGACUACAGAAAGCUGUAAUGGAUCAUUCAGUAAAAGCCAUUGUGCUUUGUGGAUCAAAUGGCAAAUUCUGUGCAGGUGCUGAUAUCCGUGGUUUCAGUUCUGCUAAGACUGCUGGUAUCUCACUGGGAUAUAUAGUAGAUGAAAUACAGAAAAAUAAGAAGCCUGUGGUGGCAGCAAUCCAAGGUGUGGCUUUAGGAGGGGGAUUAGAACUCGCCCUGGGCUGUCAUUAUAGGAUCGCACAUGCAGAGAGUCACAUUGGCUUUCCAGAAGUCACUCUAGGAAUUCUUCCUGGUGCCAGAGGAACCCAGCUUCUCCCCAGGCUCAUUGGAGUUCCCGCUGCUCUUGACUUAAUUACCUCAGGGAGACAUAUCUUGGCAGAUGAAGCUUUCAAAUUAGGUAUUCUAGAUAAAAUUGUGACCUCAGACCCCAUUGAAGAAGCUAUCAAAUGGGCCCAGAGAGUUUCAGACCAGCCCUUUGAAUCCCGUAGAACCUACAAUAAACAGAUUCAGAACUUGCCCAAUAUGAAUUCUAUUUUCAGUGAGGCCCUUUCAAAGAUGAGGAAGCAGCACCGUGGGUGCCUUUCUCAGGUGACUUGUGUCCAGUCAGUCCAGGCUGCAGUGCAGUAUCCCUAUGAGGAGGGCGUCAAGAAGGAGAUGGAGCUGUUUAUGUACCUUCAGCAGUCUGGACAGGCCAGAGCCCUGCAAUACGCCUUCCUGGCUGAGCGGCUUGCAAAUAAAUGGUCAACUCCCUCUGGAGAGUCCUGGAAAACAGCGUCAGCACGACCCAUCUCCUCAGUUGGAGUUCUCGGCUUGGGGACAAUGGGACGAGGCAUUGCCAUUUCACUUGCAAAGGCCAAGAUCCCUGUGAUUGCUGUAGAAUUAGACAAGAAGCAGUUAGAAACUGCAAACAAGAUAAUAAACUCCAUCUUGGAAAAGGAAGCAUCCAAAAUGCAGCAGAGUGGUCGUCCCUGGUCAGCACCAAAACCCAAGUUAACUACAUCUAUGAAGGAGCUUAACAAUGUAGAUUUAGUCAUAGAAGCAGUAUUUGAGGAUAUGAAUCUGAAGAAGCAGGUUUUUGCUGAACUUUCAGCUGUGUGCAAACCAGAAGCUUUUUUGUGCACCAAUACUUCAGCCCUGGAUAUUGAUGAGAUUGCUUCUUCCACUGACCGUCCACAUCUGGUUAUUGGUACUCACUUUUUCUCGCCAGCUCAUGUCAUGAAGUUGUUAGAAAUUAUCCCCGGCCAACAAUCUUCCUCCACUACCAUUGCCACUGUUAUGAACUUAUCAAAAAAGAUUAACAAAUUCGGAGUAGUUGUGGGCAACUGCUUUGGAUUUGUUGGGAAUCGAAUGUUGUUUCCUUAUUACAAUCAGACAUAUUUCUUGCUAGAAGAAGGCAGUUCACCAGAGGCGAUAGAUCAAGUGCUAGAGGACUUUGGUUUCAAAAUGGGACCGUUUAGAGUGUCUGAUCUUGCUGGGUUGGAUAUAGGUUGGAAAUCUCGAAAAUGGCAAGGUCUCACUGGACCUACAUGCCCUCCAGGAACUUCUCCCCGAAAGCGAGGUAACAAGAGAUAUUGUCCAAUUCCUGAUAUGCUAUGUGAAUCAGGACGAUUUGGCCAGAAGACAGGAAAGGGUUGGUACCAAUAUGACAAGCCAUUGGGUAGGAUUCACAAACCUGAUCCCUGGCUUUCCGAAUUUCUAUCACAGUACAGAGAAACUUAUCAUAUCAAGGCACGCAUCAUUAGCCAGGAUGAGAUCCUUGAGCGCUGCUUAUAUGCACUCAUCAAUGAAGCCUUCCGUAUCUUGGGAGAGGGGAUAGCUACUAGCCCAGAGCACAUUGAUGUUAUCUAUUUACAUGGGUAUGGGUGGCCAAGGCACAAGGGUGGACCCAUGUUCUAUGCUUCCACAGUUGGGUUACCCACAGUGCUAGAGAAGUUGCAGAAAUAUCACAGGCAGAAUCUCGAUAUCCCCCAGCUGGAGCCAUGUGACUAUCUUAAAAAACUGGCUUCCCAGGGAAACCCUCCUCUGAAAGCAUGGCAAAAUUUGGUAGGACCUCUCAGCAAUAAAUUGUGAUUUCAGUUUGUGCCUCGCAUAAAUUAUGCCAGGUUAUGCUUCAUGUACUGACGUCAGGUAAUAUUCAGAUAAUUUCAUUGAAAUGCAAUCCAAAGAUCCAGAGUUAGAUUACUCUGAAGUACAAAAACUAUAUAAAUAAUUUGUCAGCUAAUUGGCUCUUCUGUGUGGUGAUUCUCAUGUGUUAAAUCUUUAGGAAUGUACUUUCUGUGCCUCUGAAUCUGUCCCUGUCAGAUAAAUAAUUCCAAUUCCAAAGAUUAAUCUUGUGCUAAUACCAUGUAGAUAAGGAGAGAGCUGCAAGAAUAAAUUUAGGCUCCAAAGUGCUUUGCUCAUUAGAAAAAUAUGUCAUCAAUUAAUAACUGAUAAAUACAAUGAACAUAAAUUUAUUUGGACCCCUUUCAACUUUACAUACACUACAUUGGUAGGAAAACUAAUGGAUCCUUCAUUCAAAAAACAUUCAUUAUAUACACCCCGAGCAUUUUACAUAGCACUUAGCACAUUUAGAGCCUUGAAGGGUAUUAACCCAACACAGAAACCUGUGAUGAGGUUCAAACCAUAAUCUGGAGGUGGGAGAUGGCUAGGAGGAUAGAGUCAGCAGUAAGGGCGUCUGCAAAUGAGCACGGAAAGUUUCCCAAGGAAAGGCAGAGGUUGUCGCCAGAAACAGAGGCAGGGUAUCAAAGGCAAAACUGUUAAUGUUAUCAGCAAAACACAGGUGAGCACUGGUAAAGGAACCAAGUACUUCAGACCAGAAUGGGAAAUGCUGGUAACUUGGCAAGUCCUGCUCAGUGUAUCACUCUAUCCAAGGCUGUCACCUUGCACAAUUGUGCUUGCUGUUUGGUAGGGUUAAAUAAUGUUGUAAAUUUCCUUAAGACCAGAGGAUGGCUCUAAUCUCAUCUUUCUUUACCAUUCUAUUCAUGGAGAAUAUAAACUAAGUUGCUGAUUUAGUAUAAGAAGGAAUCUUUGAGAACAUCUAACCACCUGAUUAUGUGAUAGAGGAAUGAUGCCAAUAUCCCUGUCACAAUAAACUUCUGUGAUGCUAGAUAUGGAAAUGGUUGAGUCUUGAAAACAUAAGCUUAUUGUACAACAAAUUUUAUAUAAUUUUGUUAUGAGUAUUUUUCUUUUAACCUUUGCUUUGUAUUGUUAAAAGUCAAGAGGCUGGUCAACACAAAAAUUUGUACAUAAAUGUUUAGAGCAACAUUAUCCAUAACAGGCAAAAAUUAGAAACAACUCUACUGUCCAUCAGCAGACGAAUGUAUAAACAAAAGUAUGGAAGAGCCACACAAUAGAAUAUUAUUUGGCCAUAAAAAGGAAGUGAGGUGUUGAUGUAUGCUACAUCCUGAUAAGCCUUGAGAAUAUUAAUGCUAAGUGAACGAAGCAAUCACAAAAGCCAUAUAUUUCAUGGAUAUUUAUAUGAACUGUUCCAAAUAGGCACAUCUACACAGAGAGAAGGCAGAUUGGCAGUUACCUAAGGCUAGAAUGAUGGGGGGUUGUGGGCUGGGAGUAACUGAUAAUGGGUAGAGUUUAGGGGAGGUUAUUCCAAUGUUCUGAAAUGAUUGUGGCUAUCUGAAUUUGUGAAUCUAUUAAAAAUCAUUGAGUUGUACCACUAUGGAAAGCUGGAGGUUCCUCAAACUGCUAAACAUGGAGCUUCCCUACGACCCAGCA